UAUGGAUACCAAAAGAUGAGUUUUUUCUUUUGGUGGGGAUUAUGGACGAUGACGGAGAGUGCGUGUCGCUGCCAUCGGGGCCGGACGCGAAGAAGAGACGAGUGAGCUACUUCUACGAGCCGAGCAUAGGGGAGUACAACUACGGGCAGGAGCAUCCAAUGCAGCCCCACAGGAUCCGGAUGGCCCACAACCUGAUCGUACAAUACGAGCUCCACCGUCGGAUGGAGAUAAACCGGCCAUUUCCAGCGGGGCCCGCCGAUAUCAGGCAGUUCCACUCGCAUGAGUACGUGGACUUCCUAGCCUCCGUCACGCCGGAGACCCUCACCGACCCGGUCUUCUCGCGCCACCUCAAGCGCUUCAAUAUCGGCGAGGACUGUCCGGUCUUCGACGGCCUCUUCGGCUUCUGCCAGGCCUCCGCCGGCGGCUCCAUCGGCUCUGCCGUCAAGCUCAACCGCGGAGACGCCGACAUCGCCCUCAACUGGGCCGGCGGCCUCCACCACGCUAAGAAGGCCGAGGCCUCCGGCUUCUGCUACGUCAACGACAUCGUGCUCGGCAUUCUCGAGCUUCUCAAAGUUCACAGGCGUGUACUCUACGUGGAUAUUGAUGUUCACCAUGGAGAUGGGGUUGAGAAGGCAUUUUACGCCACUAACAGAGUCAUGACGUUGUCCUUCCAUAAAUUUGGGGAUUUCUUUCCGGGGACGGGGCACAUUAAGAACACAGGGCGCGGGACUGGGAAGAACUAUGCCCUGAAUGUCCCUUUAAAUGAUGGAAUAGACGAUGAGAGUUUCCGUCGUCUGUUUCGGCCAAUCAUUCAAAAAGUCAUGGAGAUCUAUCAGCCGGAUGCGGUUGUUCUUCAAUGUGGAGCAGAUUCGUUGUCUGGUGACAAGUUGGGGUGCUUCAACUUGUCUGUGAAGGGCCAUGCCGAUUGCCUUCAUUUUCUUAGAUCUUUCAACGUGCCUCUCAUGGUCUUGGGUGGUGGAGGGUAUACAAUCCCCAAUGUUGCCCGGUGCUGGUGCUACGAGACAGCAGUUGCAGUCGGAGUGGAGCCUGAUAAUAAAUUGCCUCACAAUGAAUAUUAUGAGUAUUUUGGCCCAGAUUAUACUCUUCACGUUGAACCAUGCAACAUGAAGAAUCUAAACUCACUCAAAUAUAUGGAGAAAAUAAGGAAUACGCUGCUAGAGCAACUUUCAAGAAUACCACAUGUACCUAGUGUACCUUUUCAGGCAACACCACCCACCACACAAGUCCCGGAAGAGGCAGAAGAGGACAUGGAUCAAAGGCGAAAACCUUGCAUGUGGAAUGAGAUGACCCCAAAGCUUAGCAAUGCCUCCAUCUCUAAGGUGAGUGCUCGAGUCCCAGAAGGCAUGGAGCCCUCGACGAGCAAGAGGUUUAAGGCUUCUCUUGAAGGCAAUUGGGGGAGAAUGGGUCUUCCUCAGGCAAGGAAAGGAAAGAGGGCAAGCUUCGACCCACUCGACAAGAGUUUCAAGGCUUCUCUUCUGUCCUCCAAAUCUAAAGACAAUCAGGGGAGAAUGUGUCUUUCCCGGGCGAGGAAAGAAAAGGGGGCAACCUUUGACCAACCCGAAGACUCAUCUUCUGAGUUCAAUCUGGAUCAACUUGCCACCCAGCCUUCUUUAGGGAUGCUGUCAGACAUUGUUCCUCCGGACAGACGGGGAGAGAUCUUCAAGGAUCCGGUAAUGGCGCUUACUAGGCUCUUUACUGAGGACGAUUUGGAGGAAAAGAAUAAGUUGUUCGGGAUCCUUAGCGAGGAGCUUUGCCAUUCUCUUGUAGGGGCGGUGUUAUAUGCUCUUGCACUCAAUAGGGAGCAUAAGAGGCUAGGCAUGAUCAUGAAGGAUCUCCAGAAGACAAGGAAAGGAACAAGAGUGGCCUUUGACCAGCCCGAAGACUCAUCUGUAGAGUUUGAUCAUCAACUUGCCACCCAGCCUUCUUCAGGGAUGUCGUCUGACAUUGGUCUUUUAGAUAGACAGGGAGAGAUCUUCAAGGAUCCAGUAACAGCGCUUAACAGGCUCUUUCCCGAGGACUACUUGGAGGAAAAGAGUAAGGAGUCAUUUGAGAUCCUUAGCGAGGGGCUUUGCCAUUUUCUUACCCGGAUGGUGUUAUAUGUUGUGGCUUCCAUUAGGGAGCAGAAGAGGCUGAGCACGAUCAUGAGGGAUCUCCAGGGAGCAAGGAAAGGAAAGGGGGUGGCCUUCGACCAGCCUAAAGACUCAUCUCCUGAGUUUGAUCUGGGUCAGCAUUACACCUUGCCGUCUUUGGGGAUGCCAUCUGAAAUUGGUCCUUCGGAUAGACGGAGAGAGAUCUUCAAGGAUCCAAUAACAGCGCUUAGCAGGCUCUUUCCUGAGGACUAUUUGGAGGAAAAGAGCAAGGAGUCAUUCGGGAACCUUAGCGAGGAGCUUUGCCAUUUUCUUGCUCGGAUGGUGUUAUAUGUUGUGGCUUUCAUUAGGCAGCGAAAGAGGCUUGACACAAUCAUGAGGGAUCUCCAAGAGGAGAGGAAAGGAAAGGGGGUGGCCUUUGACCAGCCCAAAGACUCGUAUUUUAAGUAUGAUCUGGAUCAGCCUGCCACCCAACCUUCUUCGUGGAUGUCGUCUGACAUUGGUCCUUUGAACAGACGGGGAAAGAUCUUCAAGGAUCCAACAAUGGUGCUUAGCAGGCUCUUUCCCGAUGACUGUUUGGAGGAAAUGAGCAAGGAGUCGUUCGGGAUCCUUAGCGAGGCGCUUUGCCAUUCUCUCGUCGAGGUAGUGUCAUAUGCUUUGUCUCUCAUUAGGGAGUGGAAGAGGCUGGAGAAGAUCAUGAGAGAUCUCCAAGUGGAGAACAUGUACCUUAAGCCGGAUCAACGAUGGUUGGAGAACUCGCACAAGCUCUGUCGGAGAGUGCUGGACAAGGAGAAGAAAGAGCACAAGGUUAGGGACCAGAGGCUUUCAAAUGCGCUUGAGGCCACUCAAGCCAAGCUUGAGGAGGCUCGGGGCCAACUGAGGAGGAUUGGGGGAGACAACUCAAUUGAACUCGAGGCCUUUAAGCGCGAGUUUCUAUUAGAGAAGUGCAUGUUUGCUUGGUUGGCCGAGGUGGAUAAGAAUUUUGAGGCUCUUCAAGCCCUUCAGGAUGAGCUGGAGGCCAAGAAGUGUGAGCUUGAGACGGUUUGGGAGGAGCUGAUGUCUGAGAAGGUUAAGUUCGACAACCUUGUGUCGGCCUGGACUGUCUUUGAGGUUGCUUGGGCUAAGUUGGAGGCAACUCUUUUAAUAUUGCCCUCCUAAGUUUGGUAGCGUGUCAAUAGUUUAUAGGUAGAUAAUAUUUAUUUUCUAAGUUCUUAGUUAAGUUUAGUAAACCAACAAUUGGAGUUUAGAACUUAUAGAUGACUAAUUAAGAUAUAAAUAGAUGUUUUAAAAUAGGUUUGGUGAUAUAUAGAACUUAUAGAUGACUAAUUAAGAUAUAAAUAGAUGUUUUAAAAUAGGUUUGGUGAUAUAUAGGAAUUGAUAAUCAUUUUGGCCUGUUUGGAUGCA
Molecule: messenger RNA, 3512 nt
Organism: Alnus glutinosa
Lineage: Eukaryota; Viridiplantae; Streptophyta; Magnoliopsida; Fagales; Betulaceae
Exons: 10
Coding region: 42-3266 (1074 amino acids)
Molecular function (GO): histone deacetylase activity
Source: RefSeq, a predicted model, not a curated record